Sardina pilchardus (European sardine) is the source of this 3468-nucleotide messenger RNA. RefSeq names its product ras-related protein Rab-26-like. Bases 382 to 1143 code for a protein of 253 amino acids. Gene Ontology annotation, biological process: regulation of exocytosis. The transcript has 9 exons. NCBI's taxonomy places the organism in Eukaryota, Metazoa, Chordata, Actinopteri, Clupeiformes, Clupeidae. The record is from RefSeq and is a predicted model, not a curated record. Gene Ontology annotation, molecular function: GTP binding; GTPase activity.
GGAGACAGAAGUGCUUUAGCACAUCAACCUGCCAACACCACCCCUACACUCGUCUGAAUACUCGGAUAGUGCGACGAGUAGGAGACAAGUGUGAGAGCAACAAAGACGACCAUCUAUCAGUGCAUGGGCGGAGUUGCUGUAGAAUCUCGGACGGUUGUGUUCAGUAUCAGAGUAUCGCAGGGUAAUCAUUAGCAGCCAUGUCUCCAAAAGGCAGGUGAGUGAACGAGGCUGCACGGAGUUUGCCACCUUUACACUUCGAUAACCUGGAAUCUGCCUGACAUCUCGGGGAGAGACCACCGAAGUUUUCGCGGAAGUAUUUUGCAGAUAGCCGUUCUCCAGCGUAAACUUGAAGACAGACAGAGGCUCGGAUCUGAAUCAGAGAUGUCACGAAAGAAGGCACACAAGAACAAAAGUGGCACCGCGAGCCCCAGCACCGGAACUCCCAACGGCAAAGAAGGUGGCCGAAGCGGGAAAGCCCUCGUGCCCGUGGUCCAGGCGACAGGAGUGGUCCACCCCAGUCGCCCCGCGUUCAGCAACAGCAGCGAGUUUUAUGACAUUGCAUUCAAGGUGAUGCUGGUGGGAGACUCUGGCGUGGGGAAGACCUGUCUGCUGGUGCGCUUCAAAGACGGAGCCUUCCUGGCCGGCAGCUUCAUCUCCACCGUGGGCAUCGACUUCAGGAAUAAGGUGCUUGACAUGGACGGGGUCAAAGUCAAGCUGCAGAUCUGGGACACAGCUGGCCAGGAGCGCUUUAGGAGUGUGACUCACGCCUACUACCGGGACGCCCACGCACUUCUGCUUCUGUAUGAUGUCACCAACAAGGCCUCCUUCAGCAACAUCCAGGCCUGGCUGGCGGAGAUCCAUGAGUACGCCCAGAAGGACGUGGUGGUGAUGCUGAUCGGGAACAAGGCCGACUCCUCUCAGGAACGGGUGAUCAAACGCGAGGAGGGAGAGAAACUAGCCAAGGAGUUCGGCGUUCCCUUCAUGGAGUCCAGCGCACGCUCCGGGCUGAACGUGGAGCUGGCGUUCACCGCCAUCGCCAAGGAGCUGAAGCACCGGAGCAUGAAGGACCCGGAUGAGCCCAAGUUCCAGCUGCAGGAGUACGUCAACAAGGAGAUGAGGACUGGGGGCUGCUGCAGGUCUUGAACGGUGUGUGUGUGUGUUUGUGUAUGAGACAGUGAAAGAGAGAGAGAGUUUGUGUGUGGUGUGUGUGUGUGUGUAUAUGAGGCAGUGAAAGAGAGACUGUGUGUGUGUCUAAGAGAGAGGAAGACAUAGUGUGUGUGUGUGUGUGUGUAUGAGACAGUGAAAGAGAGAGUGUGUGUGUGUGUGUAUCAGACAAUGAAUAAGAGAGUGUGUGUGUGUGUGUGUGUAAGUACUUCAUCUUUCUACAUUGACCAGCGACUCACCUUCCUUCAUCUGCAGCUGUGUGUGUGUUUGUGUGUGUGUGUGUGUGUGUGUGUGUGUGUGUGUGUGUGUGUGUGUGUGUGUGUGUGUGUGUGUGUCUGACCCACCUCCUUCUGCAACUGCGAAUGUAACCCAAGCCCUCAAACAGUCAAUGCUAUGUGACCACACCCGAGAUACAAACAUUUACCCUCCGUCUUCUACCACACACACAUACACACACACACACACACACACACACACAUCAAGCUGGGCAAUGCCCUUUAGUCUGACAGAUCCUCUUGUAUGGUAUUUAAAUGAGACGUGCACACACACACACACACACACACACACACACACACACACACACACGCACGCUGACUUAAUGAGUGUGUAAUGUCUCCAGCAUCUGUCUGAAUGCAUGUAAAUACUUUAUUUAUCUUAUUUAUUUCUGUUAAAGGUGCAUUACAAAUCAGCCGUCAGAGCUCUCCUACUAUAAGCGAUGUUAGCUGAGAUAGUACACACUACAUCUAUAGUACACACUAUAGUAUACACACUAUUAAUAGUACACACUACAUCUAUAGUACACACUAUAGUAUACAGUACACACUAUAGUACACACUACGUCUAUAGUACACACUAUAGUACUAUACACACUAUAGUAUACACUACAUCUAUAGUACUCACUAUAGUAUACACACUAUAGUACACACUACAUCUCCGCCCCUCUCCAUGGCUCUGAAAAAGCUGCUUUGGACCCACAAACAGCACAGUCCUCUGAACCACCCUUAUAGCAGAAACAGCCAUCCCAUCUUUCUUACACACACACACACACACACACACACACACACACACACACACACACACACACACACACACACACACACACACACACACACACACACACACACACACACACACACACACACAUUUCAUUUUAAACAAUCAGAAAACUCAAGCAAUUGAAAUACUUACCUAAUGCCAAGUAAAUAGACACACUGUUUAAGUUACCCACUGCACCUUUAACUUCCUUGUGCUACGGCAUGUGUUUGGCGGCUCUGUAGCUGCCUUAGCUUGGCUUCACCUGCCGUGUGUGCACCAGGACUGAGGACGACAUGGUCAAGUACCCCCCACCCCCCCAUACACACACACACAUACACACACACACACACACAGCUCUGGAAGACUCUCUCUGGGUGUCAGACUCUAUACCGCCCUGCAAUACACAGAGCCUCUUUCAUCACAACCCCCAGAGUACAACUUACCAAGAGCAUAGGUCAUCUAUUUAAAUAUGCAGCAGACCUAGUGAAGUUUCAAAUCAUGUAAAUGACCAGACGGAAAGUUCUUCUGAAGAGGGAGAUAUGUACAGUAAAGUGGUUCCUAUUUUGUGAUGUCUUCUUGUUAGUAGACUGGUUCUUUAGGAUUACUGUUAAAGAUGAAGGGGCAUUACGUGUGUGUGUGUGUGUGUGUGUGUGUAGAUGUCUAGAACUCUGGCUGUAGAACAGUAGAACUGCUGUAUUAAACCACAUAAAGCUGUAUCCGGGAGAUAAGUUGUGCUUUCUUAAUAAAAUGAAAUGGCGUAAAUAAAUUCUUCAUUUUCUAUAAUGACGUGUAAUGUGAUGUACAGAUUAAUUCUGACGAAUUUCUUUCUGAAUACUGAAUAGCCUAAUAAUCUCUUGGCGAUAGCUCUAAAAUCUAGUUUUGUUGAUAGUCGUUUCUUGAGCAUUACUGUUUCAUUCGUCUCAGAAACACGGCACACGUCCAUUUUAGUCCACCAAUUCUUAUCUAAUGUAAUGCAAUAUUAAACUCUUCUUAUGUUUGCCUUCUGUGGAGAAAAAGUAAUGGGUUUGUUUUCAUGUGCUUGCCUUAUGUAGAAAUUAGAGAUGAACUGUUACAAAUGAACUGUUAUCGGGAUUGUUAGACUGACACUGUCGGUCCUCUCUUAUUAUUCUGCUGUUCAGUUAACGUGAUGUUUUUGCCAGUCAUAUGAAUCUAGAGCUCGUAAAACAUUGCCUGUGUACGCCAUUUUUCACACUACUUCAAUGUACAGUGAUUUUCAUCUUCAAUAAAGUUUUAAUGCCACUCUGACAA